AGAAACUGUUAUUUAAUACAUGAAAUUUAAAACUCCAAGUUUUAUUCCAAUCCGCGUUUUCAUUUGUAAAGAAGUACUCUUUCCUGUUACGCCAAGCCAACACAAGUUUUGUUUUUAGAAAAGCAAUUAAGGAAGCAAGCUAUCAAUUUAAUUGAACUUAAAGAAUGGUCCGAUUAAGUGCCCAACUUAUCAACAUGUCCGCUCAGAAACAUAACCCAGUGAGGGACUGGGAGUUAGAUUUAAGAGGUUUGUGUUUGUGCAGUUUCCAUUUUGAUUAGUAAUAAUUUACACAUAUACCGAAAUGACCACUUUUCGAUAACUUAACACUUAUGACUUAAUAAACUCACACUUUUAAGAUUUUUUCCCCUUAAUCUUGGUAUCAAAAAUUCAUUUUAAGUUUAAUAUUGCAUAGACUGGGGAAAAAAAUUAUUUUAAAAAUAAAGCAAUAUUUGUAAAGCAAACUUUAAAUUUAAAAAUGUAACCAACAUCAACUUUGAGUUCUAAUGUCUAAUUCUGUAAGUGUAAGUGUAAGUAACUCAACUGUGGUAGGCUCUUUGGCACUUAGGUUAAGCAAGGAAUACUACUUCAAAAUUUGUAUGAGAGAUGGGUGUCGGCGCAGAAGAGUCCAAUUUUUAAAUUUUUGGACGCUGAGUCUGAGUAGUUCAACUAGACAAGGCAAGGGUAUCAGUCUGAGUGUAUUUGACAAUCUUAAAAUCAUCAGGUGCUAUACGUCUUUUGCAGAAGACUGAGGAUAGGUAUUUUGAUACUGCGCAUGCCCCAAAAUGUCGAUUAAGCUUGUUCUACAAUAUGGUGUACAGCUACAUUAUGGUAUUUUUGGAAAAUUGAAAAUCACAUUAAAAUUGGUACUUUGACUGAGGAACAUUUGGCUUAUGACCUAUGAACAUGAAGAUAAAAAAAAAUGCAUAAAUUUAUUAACAAUAAUAUAAAGAUAUAAAUUCUGCAACAUAUAAUAGUAUCCCUAGUCAUCAUUGAGUCUAGUUAUUAAAAAUUUGUUAAAGAUGAGUUUAAAAAUGUAAUAAAUUUCUUUUUCCCUGUUUUUAUAUCUUAACUGAUUAACUACCAGAUUGAAAAACCUUCUGUGGCCAUAUUAAAUCUAGGUCACAUUUUUUUCAUUUUAGGUGAAUGUACAAAUUCAGCUGCAGUUUUCUCAAUUAUAAACAUAUUCUAAUGAUUAAUAAACCAUUUUGUUGGUAAUUGAAUUUUCUAUAAUGUAAACUUUAAACAUUUGUAAAGUUAAGUUUUUUUAGGAAAUUAUUAAUUGUUAAAUUAGUAUUUUCAAUAGAAAAACCAUAAAAAUAUACUGAUGUGCCAACUUACGUUAAUUUAAAUCCUUUUAUUUUGUUGUUACUAAAUAGUAUAUCCAAUAAUAACAAAAAUGCACCAAAGAACAAAGAAAUUGAAAAAUAUUUAUACUUCCAAUCACUCAUAUUCCUUCAGUAGCCAUGUCAGUUGUUGCCGCGGUAGUCCUGUACUAUUUUGUAACUAGCUAAGAAAUAAAAUCAAAAUUAAUUAACAUUUCGUUUUUUAAAACGUUCUGCCGAUAGUAGGCACUCCAAUACUUUCGCCGCCCGUGUUAGAAAAACGAGGCCUGCCGAGCGGCGAUCGCUGUGAUCAGCCGGCGCUUUUCGUUUUCGGUAGAUCUUGGUGAUUAGUGUUGUUUUGCGUCAUUUCUAAAAAUAGAGGACUCUCCUUGGUUUUAUUUAAAUCUGCGAUGCAUGCCGGUUACGAGGGUAUGAAUUAAGUGGAAAUCUGACCUUGCUGAGACGAAUAAUUGGAAAGUUGACGUGGGGUAAGUGAGUUUGCUGUGCUAUAUUUUUUUUUUCAAAUCGCGUUCGGACUUGGAAAUUACUUGUUCGCAUAGAUUAUAUAUUUUAAAAGCAGAAACACUUAUUUUAAAGAGUAUAGAUCGUCCCCAAAAUUUAUGAGAGCUUGAACCGUGUGACUAAAAAUUCAAGGUUGCCAAGUCGUGGCCAUUUUUUCCCCCUCGAUCUACCGGAAGUGGUAAAUCUCUAAUGUAAACAGUGGUUAUUAUUAUUUAAAACCUUUUUCAAACAACUAAAUAAAUAUUUCCUGUAUUAUAACUUAGUAGUUUGAUUUUAAAUAUAUACUUUUUAAUAACUGGUUUUUAAUAAUAAUUACACUUUAGGCCUAUAUAGUUAUUAUAUAAGAGCAGGCUUUGGAUCAAUAAAACUAAUACAUAUACUGAGAUAAAACAACAAAGUCAAAGUGAUAAAAGUGCUUUGACAUACAAAUAGCAAUGAAUUAGAUAGUAAGAUAUCCCCUAGUCCUAGUUAUUAUCAGCUAUAAGUGUACAUAUAAUAAAGAACAUUGUGAAGCCUAUUUAAAAAUAUUGAAUCAUUAUUUACAUGUACCGGUAUUCAUAAAUUAAUAGUCCUAAUCUUUAUUUUUUAUUUUCCAGAGUUACAGAUUGUAAUCACUCCCUGUAAUUUUGAUAUGUAUUUACUUGGAGGAGAUCAACAAACAACCCAAUUUGAUAUUGACAAUGGAGGCAUAUUUUUUUAAUGUACCAAUUGAUGAGGAUGAAGUGUUGCUAGACCUCCGGAGCCGAAACAAUGUCGACAGAUUACAUGACAUUUUAAAAUUUUGCAUAGCAUGAUUUUAAUUGCUUUUGAUAUAUUUUAAUACUCUAUUAUAUUUGGUUGGACACUAUCUAUUUUUACUGAAAAUUUGAUUGCAUUAGCUUUAUUAGUUUAAAAGUUGUAUAUUUAAAUGUAAAAAAUUUCUCGGCCGCAGUUGCUUUUCAUAAAAUAUUAUUUCUACUACUGCAUAAAUUUUUCUGAUCUGUAUUUUAUUUAUGUUAAAUAUGCCUUACUUUUAGAUGGACAUUAUCUGUUUGUAUUGAAAAUUUCAUAGUGAUAGCUUUAUUGGUUUAAUAAUUAUGUCAUUUUUUGAAGAAAAAAAUUUGUUCGACAAUUGUCGUUAUCCAUGCUAUAUGCUUAUAAAAAAUUUUUUCAAAAAAUAUAAUAAGUUAAUUCAAAAUUCAUGUGUUUAAUUUUGUUAAACAUUGUAUUGUAAAUGUGUUCUCCAAAUUUGAGCAGUAUAACUUUAAAAGCCAACAAGAUACAACCAAAAUAGUACAAAAAGAGUAAUAAUUAGAUCACAGUUUUAAAAAUUAAAUACAAAGCCAAAUAGUGGGAAAAAAUAAAUCACUAAAAAAUUCAUAACUUUUCUUCUACAAGUGAUAGAAAGAUUAUCUUGGUGUCAAUGGAAAGCUUAAAGUCAGCUCUUUCCAAUGAUAUGCUCUUUGUGUAUGUCAGAUGUAUCUGAAAUUUUGAGUUGGAGUACCUACCGAUAGCAUGCGUUUCGAAUAUAAACAUCCGGUCGAUAAAUUAAAAUCUUGAGGCGAAACGGGAACGGAAUAAUAUAAAUAUUUGACUCGAUUUACUAUGAUAAUAACAUUGGCGCUACCAGUGGCUGGUGGCCAUACGGAACAAACACCAAGCCACUCCCAGCGGCUCAUGGUAGUUAACCAGUUAAACAUUAAAAAGAUUCAUUUUAUUCAUUUAUUAUAAUUUUUGGGGGGGGGGUAACAUUUGCUGACAUAAUUAGUUAGAGGGGUCCUUAAAAGUUUGACAUUUGUCAAAUGGGGAGGGAGGUGGUCAAAAACUUCCUAAACAUAGACAUAUUAAUAUACAUUAAUGGAUAACCCCCAGGCUUGAAAAAAGAAACAGAAAUCCCAGUUCAUUGAUUUCAUUUGUCAUUUUUUACUGGCAAUGGACUGUACCUCCCCAUUAUGUGACCCCUUUUUGUUUUCAUUUUGUGAUUGGGGGUGGGGCGUUCUUCUAAUUUAGAAAGGUCAAGAUUCAGAUGACAACGAGUUUUAGUAACCUAUUCAUUUAUUUUAGAUUCCUUUUUAAAAUUCACUAUUUACAUCAUAUAUAUAUUUAGACUAAUUAUCAGAAUACGCUUGGCUUUUGUUCAUCCUUUGGACAAAUUAAUUUAUAGUGGUUUCUGAAUGGAAGUAAGCCAGUUAAUUGUUCAAAGCACAAAAAUAUUGCUGGUUAAGACCAGUUAAUACUACCCUAUUCUAAAUGAUGAUAUUUUCAACUUGCAAAUAAGUAUAACCUUGGCCCUACCACCUAUUGUUCCUUGUAAAGUCCUGUAUUUAAUCAAAUUUUUAAAUAGAAUUUAUAGCUGAAAAAUGUAUGUCUAAGUUUGUAUAUUCUUUAUAAUAUUAUACAGGAUACAGAAUACCAGUUAUUGAGAACCUGGGUGCAACUCUUGUAAGUUGUUUUUUUUUAGUUAUAGGCUACUGAAAAUAUCUAUGUAUUGUUAUAAUAGAUAAGUUAUGGCUGCAUGUAAAUUAAAUCACCUUUAUAGCCUAGGUUAUCAUUCUAAUGAUAGUAAACAGGUAAUAAAUGUAUGUGUGUAAAAUCUCAUACUGGUAUGUAAAUGUUUGAAGAGGAAAUCUAAAGUGUUCAUAAAUGAAACACAUUUAUGGAAAAAAAAAUUUUUUUAGGAGGAAGAAAUUCAUUAUUAAGUGUCGAUUUCUACUCAAGUUUCAAUUAUUUUUUUACAGGACCAGUUUGACACCAUUGAUUUCACAGAUAAUGAUAUCCGCAAACUGGAUAAGUUUCCACUUCUGAAGCGUUUGAAACACAUUUUGUUAAGCAACAAUAGAAUUGUGUAAGACAAUUUAUGUUAUAAAUGUUUUGUCUAAUCAACAUAUUUAAUUAUAUAUAUAUAUGGUCAUUGAUAUGCUUUAGCAAUCAGAUUGUAAGUUUCCUUGUAUUAAUAGUUAUGCUCUUAUGUACACAGGCGUAUUUCUGAAAAUCUUGAAGAAAAUCUUCCAAGUUUGGAAACUUUAAUUUUGACUAACAACAGUAUCAAAGAGCUUAUAGAUAUUGACCCGCUUGGGACUGUCACAACACUUAAAAACCUCAGGUAGGUCAACUGUCUAAAUUUUCUUCAUUUUGUUUAAUGAGAAUAUAUCACUAUCUUGAGUCUUGUAUCAUUAUGUGGCCCAGUGGUUCCCAACCUGUGGUAUGCAUACUCAUAGGGGUACACGGCGGACUGCUUAAGGUUAUGCUAAAAUAUAUUAAUAAUGGCGGAAAAGGGAAGUAAAAAGUAUUUCGAGAAACUGUAUUUCCAUAUUUAAUAAUAGUAAUAAUAAAGCUUAUUUGAAAAUCACGCUUAUCCCCAAAGGCUCGAGGCGUGGUACAAAUUCAUCCAUAUUAAAAGAGAAAUGAAAAAAUCUAUAUUUUACUACAUUGAAAUACAAAACGCAACAUAACAAAAACUACAUACGAGAAUACCCAUUCUAAGUCUUUCAUCCCUUGCAACCAUAAACAACACAGGCCACUAUACAUCUAGGAGAUAUUAGCAGUAUUUACCUAUUCAACCCUGUAAUGGCUGGUACUGAUUCAGCCCUGUAUCUUCAAAUCCGACCACUCGACAGUCUGUUUACACGUUGCUGUAAAAAAAAUGAAAUCUUGCCGUUUGUAUGAAAAUCUCAUGAGAAGCGAGACCUGUGGAGAUACUGCCAUUGUAUUUUUAAAAAAAUAUUUUUUGAUUGUCUGAGGAGUAUUUUUUAUUUGAAAUGAAAAUUAAUUUUUAAUUGCUAUGAUCUUUAGUAGUCAAUUACUUAGUCCAAAAUUGACUUUUAAGAAUUUAGACAACAAAAGCAUUUGGAAUUAAUGUUAUACAACACAUAAAGCAAUCAGUUAUGAAUGCAAAUCAAUUUAUUUCUUAUUGAUAUAUUGUUUAAAAGAUUUUUUAAAAAAAAUUUGUUCUAACCUAUCUUCGGUAAGGGUGGAGCUCUUCUUCUUUGGCUUUAAUAUGAUAAAAUUUCUUAGCAUCCAGAAUUGAAUGAGUUAAAGUCCGAUAUUUAAAAUUUAUAUUGAUUUUUGUUCCCUUUUAUUUAACCAAAUACUACAUGGCUAUGUUUAUUUUUGAGAAUCGCUUACCUACCAGUCAUUUAUUUGAAAAAAAAACUAAAAAAAUACUGAAAUAACUUGCAAAAUGGAAAUUAAAAGCAUAUAAAUGCCAAUAGCUAUAUCUGCUUCAUUUGAUUAUUUAGUUAAUUUUUCUUUUAAUACUUUAGAAAUGAGUUGGGGGGAUACUCAUAAAUGAAAAGUCUAAGCAAGGGUGGAGGAGAAAAUAAUGGUUGUUUACUGCCGAUAUAGCAUAAUUAUUAAAUUUUUAAUGCAUUAUGUACUUGCAGUCUUCUGGGUAAUCCUGUAGUGACAAAAAAGAACUACAGAUAUUAUGUGAUUUACAAAAUUCCAAGCUUGAAAAUAUUAGAUUUCUCACGGAUAAAACAGAAGGUAUUUUGAUUUCUAUAAGUAAGCUCAUGUACAUAUCCCAAAUUUAAUAUUAGACAAUAAUAUUUGAUUUUGUGAAAGAUCCCAAUAAGGAAAUUAUGUCCUGAUAGAUCCCAAAGCCACAUCACAUGACUCUCCUAUUUAACACUUCCUCUUAUCAGCUUAAUAUCAAAUUAAAGGUUAACAGUACAAUCUUUUUGUCACCCCCUUGCCCUUUUUUUAAAAUUAUUAUUUUUUUAACAAAAUAUUUGAGCUGUUUGUUGUAUGUAGGUCACUUUAGGAAGCUGUGAUGUCUCCUUUGUUGUUUUUAGGUUACCUUAAGGUAGCUGUGUAAUUUAGCAGAUCUGUAAUUUUAAAGUUAAUAUUGAUGGAUGUUUGUCAGAGGAAAAGAAAUAUAAAGAUUAUAGUGGCUAGACUUCAAUAUUUAUUGUGGGUUUCUGUUAAAUAAAGUACUUUCUUAGUCAUCUUUAAGUUAGCAAACUGGUUUAAUGAACUCUUCUCUCAAAGCUUGACCCUAGGGAUGAUGGUCUUAUGGUAAUUUUGAUCAUCUGUGCCUUUGGGUUUAUAACUGUUAAUCUAGGCAAUAAUCAUAUAAUAACAUAAACAACAAAAUGGUGUUAAGAAUUUCUGUAGACCAUGAAUUUGUUUUGUAUUUAAAGGAGAGGGAAACAGCUUUAAAAAUGUUCAAGAAAAAGAAGGGCCAACAACAGAUGCCAGCACCAGCAGAAAAUGGGACAAAAGCAAAAACAUUCACACCAGGAGAGAAUCUCACACCAGUGAGGCAGAUCCCAACUGGACCAACUAAACAAGAUGUGGCAGCUAUAAGAGUUAGUUUUUUUCCCCUCAUUUAUUUAUUUAAUUUUUCAUCCUUAACUCAUUCCCAACGUUUGCGACUAAAGGCGUCCUUUACGGGUUUCGCCGGAUGUGUCCAAAUGCAUCCCGGCGCAUAGCGACACACCUCUCUCAUAUCUAUUUAAAAAUAGCAAUUAAAUCUCGCAUCCCUCGAGACUUCCGGUGAUGGCUUGGUUCAUCGUGAUUUUAAUUUAAAAACCGGAAGUUUUUAUCUUGUUUCACUUUAAAACUACGCAUGCUUUAUUACGGUGCGUCUAAAUGUAGCAUGUGUUCGUCCGAGGUGCCGAAAAUUGAUUUUUUGGCCAUUGUUCGUUAUUUUUUCCCCGCUAAUGUUAUAUUUAUAUUAAACCUUACUCAUUUUUUGUUGCAUUUGUUCUUAAUUCGUUAACAUUAAAUAAUAUUUAGCAGCUUAAAUAAAUAUUUUACAAAUGUAAAUCAAUUGCAAGACGGAGUUACUUCCCUUUCUCAGGCAAAAAAAAUUAAAUACGAAAGUAGCAUUGCAGGAGGGAAUGAGUUAAUGACGAUUUUGCUAGCAGCCGAUUAUAUCUGCCGUGACACCACAGAAAGGGGUAUAGUGGCCUGAAGAUUGGUCGUUAUGACAGUUAUAGGGUUAAACACAAGACAUCUAAUGUGUUUCUCUAGUGUAGAAAUCAACCAUCCCUUAGUGACAAUGACUUAAUUAGUGAUUAUUUAGCUUUGGCAACCGCUGGGGGAGCACACUGGUAAAUUUGUACGGAGUGGGGAAAAAAAAAGAAUUUUUAUAUCUUUUGGCCCUUACUUUAGCUGAGCUGAUCUUAAGUAUCUGUGAUUAAGAGGGUGGGAUGUGUCAUGAAAUUUUUUUAAAAGAUUUACAACUGCAUAUUGUUCAAGUUUCAAUUAGAGAUUUUUAGUUUGUGUGAUAUUACUAGCUUUUUUGAUUAGUCUAUUUAAUCCGUGUUUUAAGUCAGAGGAUGAAUAAUUCCAGCACCAGUUUAGUUUAGUUUAUAAGUUUAGUAGGGUUCCAACUGUUGCAUUGUAGAAUAAGUUAAUAACUUGCUUGUUUACACUGAAGUGUAAAAUUUUUGAAGAUACCCGGUAAUUGAAAAAAUAAAUGCUGUCCUGAGUCAUGGUGAGUUUUCUUUAAUUUGCAGUUUGUGAAGUUUCUUAUCUUAAAAGUCUUGUUUAUUCUGUAAUUACUUUUUGUUUUAGAAAGCCAUUGCCAAUGCUCAGACUCUAGAAGAAAUUGAGAGGUUAAACCAGCUGUUGAAGUCUGGCCAGAUUCCAGGUCAAGAGGACUCACAGAAGAGACAAGAAACUGAAAAAGGUUAAGUACAAAAUCAUUGUGCAGUGAGCUCCUGUAACAUAUUAAUGUCUAGGAGUAAAUAUAUGAAUUUAUUUAAUUUUUCCAAAUUUCCUGGUUAAAUUGCAGAUAUUAAAGGUAUUAAUCUCAUGCUAGAGUAAUUUAUUGAAUGUAACUGAUUGAAGUAUUGUAAAAUUUAGUAAUAGUUAUAUCUUAGAAAAUACUUUUUUUUCUUCUGUUUCAUUUCACUAACAUUGAUUUUUUUAAUGAUGUGUUUCAAAUUUCUAUUUUCUCAAGAUAUGAUACUAUGUGUUCUUCAAAUUAUCCAAAUAAUUUUUUUUUAAAUUAGCUGUCUUUUUGAGCUUAAAAUAAUCUCAGAUCAUGGGUUAAAUUUUGAAUUAAAAUAAUCUGUUCUAAUUAUUAAUUUUAAAUUAUCAGCAGAUACAAGAAGACAGUUACAGGAGGAAGAAGAAGAGGAGGAGGAGGAAGAAGAAUAUGGCAAUGACAGAGAGGAAAAUAUGGAGGAUGAUUGAGAGAGAAUAAUUUUUUUUUUCACUCUCAUUGUACAUAAUUCAACUUACCAUCCAUCUUGUUUGUGUGAUUUUGACAGUUCUAGGAUUCUACAAAAAUAUAAAUCUUUUGAAAUGUUAAAAGCAAUUGUUAAAUUUAAAAUGUUUGUUUACUUUUUGCUUCUACAUUUGCAUUGUGCAGCACCAUUUAUAAUUUAUAUCUUAGUAAUGAUUAAAAAUAGGUCAUAGUUGGGAGACAUUUUAAAGGGAAGUAAUGCUGUACUCUGGAUUUGUUUAAGGCCUGAAGGGAGAGAACACACAAUGAAGUUUUUUAUAUACCAAUUUUGUUCUCUGCUUACUUAGACAAAAUAAAAAAAUUAUGUCCUAUUUUUCAGCCCAUCAAGUCGUACAAAAUGGCCAUACUGCAAUAACCGGGUCCAAGGAAGAAGGAAGGUCUUUCUGUGAUUUUAACAAAAUACUUUAAUAUCACUUGAUUGUGUCACAUAUUGUGGCUGAAGGUUCAGAUACUACACAAAUUUUCUGUGGCCCAAGUUUGGUCUACUCUAAUAUAGAACAGAUGCUACAACAUUGUAUCAUAUAUUUUGUUGACAGUGCAGAUGUUACUGUAUAGUAUGCUUAUCACUUAUUUUGCUGACCUGAUAGAGCAGAUGCUACACAGAUACUUGUGAUCAGUUAGGGUUGGAUAAAAUAUUCUCUUCAGUGAGAACUAACUUGAAGUAAUAAAAGAAAUUUCCAAAAAUCUAAUCAUAAAUAAACUUAAAUGAUUUUAUUUUGAUCAUGGUUUGAUUUUAUCUCUCUAAAUUUUGAUUCAAGUUUAUUAGUAAAGGCUUUGAUUUUAGCUGGGAUCAUAAUGAUCAUUGCAGUAAUAUUUGAGAGGUAAUUCUAGCUUCUCUUUCAGAAAUGGUGAUUAAAUAUAAAAGACAUUCAAUGACGGGGUCUGGUAUUUUCCUGAGAGGAGUGGAACAGAAUAUUUUUAUUUUCUCUGUUUACAUGCAGGAUUCUCAAUUGUUACUGUAUUAUAUAAUAAAAUAUGAAAGAAUA
Messenger RNA from Lymnaea stagnalis (great pond snail), 10007 nucleotides. The record is from the annotation of a GenBank genome assembly. NCBI's taxonomy places the organism in Eukaryota, Metazoa, Mollusca, Gastropoda, Lymnaeidae.